GAUCCCCGCUGUCAUCAUUACCGCAUCUUCCUGCCUCGUUUGUGGCAAACACCUAACGCUAGCCAGCUAGCUAGCUUUUGUUUCACAUGUGCUCAGGUUGCACUCGUUUGAUGUGGAGGUAGGUUAGCCUUUUGUGAAACUAAAUAAUACUAUCGUGUUUUUAAUAAACUGCAUUACGCUGUGAGGGUUAGGCCCCGCCCACCCGAAGAGGUAAACAAAGUAUAUCGUCACCUAAAGUGAUCGAGCUGUUACACGGCGGCCAUCGUCACCCAGCUCAAACUGUCGCCUGUAAAUGGAAAUAACAACCAUUUCGCUAUGAAUUGCCGCUCAGAGGUUCUUGAAGUGACGGUGGAGGCCAGGCAGGUGGAAGAAGCUAUGCUGGCUUUGCUGCAUACCAUUUUACUGCAUCGCAGCUCUGGUAAAUUUCACUACAAAAAGGAGGGCACCUACUCCAUUGGCACCGUGGGAACGCUUGAUUUCGACUGCGACUUCAUCGAUUUCACGUUUGUCAGGGUGUCCUCGGAGGAGCUGGACAGAGUGAUCAGAAAAGCUGUGUCUGAAUUCAAGGAUGCGUUGAGCAACUCUGGCAGUGAUGGCAUGGGGCAAAUCUCCCUGGAGUUUUACCAGAAGAAGAAGUCUCGCUGGCCCUUUUCUGACGAGUGCAUCCCCUGGGAAGUGUGGAGCAUCAAGGUCAACGUUGUCAACCUGGCCAACGAGCAGGAGAGACAGAUCUGCAGGGAGAAAGUGGGCGAGAAGCUGGGCGAGAAGGUGAUCAACGUUGUUGAGGUCAUAAACCGCCACGAGUACCUACCAAAGAUGCCCACCCAGUCAGAAGUGGACAAUGUUUUCGACACCAGUCUCAAAGAUGUUCAGCCGUACCUUUACAAAAUCACAUACCAGAUCACAGACUCUCUGGGCACCUCUGUGAGCACGACAAUGAGGAGGCUGAUUAAAGACACUCUGGCUCUGUGAGGAUGCUCCAAGACAGAGAGCAGAAAGAUCUGGGCGAUUCUAUCCAUGACUGUUUUUUAUAGUGAUAGCCUGACAACUCUUCUUUUUUUUUUUAUGUUCAGAAACACAAUUUGACAGCUGUACUGUCAGUGUAAGCACCUAAUCAGUAACUUAGUUUGUUGUCUCUGCUGUGGUUUUGGUAUUGCUUGUACCUAAGAAUCUUGAUAAUGUAAUGUUGAUUAAAAAGAUACUUUGUUUUUGCAAGCUA
Messenger RNA from Anoplopoma fimbria (sablefish), 1219 nucleotides. It is a transcript of the gene atg101, whose product is annotated as autophagy related 101. The coding region runs from base 316 to 972 and encodes 218 amino acids. Gene Ontology annotation, cellular component: phagophore assembly site. The record is from RefSeq and is a predicted model, not a curated record. Gene Ontology annotation, biological process: autophagy; autophagosome assembly. The transcript has 2 exons. Lineage: Eukaryota; Metazoa; Chordata; Actinopteri; Perciformes; Anoplopomatidae.